AUGUGUGCAGGCGUGCAAGAUUUCGGACGAGAGCUUCUCGGUUCUCUGAGGGACCACAUUGAGGACUCGGCAGAAGGAACGCGCCACAUCAUAUUUGUAUGCCAUAGUCUUGGCGGCAUUGUUUGCAAGCAGGCGUUGCUUUAUGCGCAUGAAGAUGCCGAGGGCUAUGGGAGGAUAUUGCAAUCGACCCUCGGCGUGGUAUUCCUGGCCACGCCUCAUAGGGGCAGCGACAUUGCCAACUUGGCCAACAUUUUCUUCACCAUCGCAAACACCUGUCAGGCUGUUACGACAGUGGGACUGCGACCUACCGCCGCCAGAACGGAGCUUUUAGAAUACCUCACUCGCAACUCCAAGGCGCUCCAGGACCUCAUCACCUCUGUUCGCCACAGUUUAAAAUCCCUGUCUGUCGUCACAUUCUAUGAGAGCAAAUUCAUGCCGCCUCUUUCCUCACUCAUUGUAGAUAGUGCAUCCGCCCACCUUGGCAUAGCUAAUGAGGAGGCGAUGCCGCUGUGGGAAGAUCACCGUUCUAUUUGUCGUUUUGACUGCGAGACGUCGGACAGCUAUCGGCGCGUAGCGCGAGCGAUCCGCCGGAUUGCUCGCCAGUCACCUUCACUCGGCCCGACCCUCCGGCGCGCAAGCACUCAUUCGUCCAUUAGAAACUUUGAUGCCGCCGAAUCCGCCUCCAUCACUCUGCUCAACGACUUCGACCUCGCACAAUAUGAUCAGAAUCCUCCAAAGCCAGUUGCAGGCUGUGGUAAAACAACCCUUUCCUCGGCGCUGGCUCAGCACUUCAAGGACAUUGGCGAACCAUCACAGAAUGUUCUCCUCUUUCUAUGUCAGAAUAAAAACAAACAAACAGAUGCGAGAGCAGUCUUGAGGGGCCUCAUCUUCCAGAUAGUGGGACGUCAUCGCUCCAUGAUUGUGCACGUUCGGAAAGUGUACGACUUGCAUGGGCAGAGCAUGGUGCAGUCGCUCAACCACCUUUGGGGUAUAUUCCUCAGGAUCUUGCAAGACCCAAAAUCUGGGUUGGUGUACGUGGUGUUGGAUGCCCUGGAUGAGUGUGAACGGACUUCCUGCCUGCAGCUGCUAGAAUCGAUUUCGGACAUGCUUUGCAACCCUUUUUAUUCGGUGCAGAAGGGAGUGAGGGUCAAGUUUCUUCUAACAAGCCGGCCGUUCCUGCACGAAUCCUAUGCUGCUACCAAACCAUCUCUGCAGUCAACGCUCUCCAUCGACCAGGGGCAGCCGGGUUACCUUGACGAUCUCCAGAAGUUUAUCCGCAAGCGAGUCGACGAAAUCUCUCAAAGCCGACAGUUUUCAAGCGAUGUGCGGGAAUACUUGUAUCAAAGUAUGAUCCUCAAAGCUGAUGGGACGUUUCUGUGGAUCCAAAUCGUCCUGGCAUCUCUCGAGAAAAGCCUUCUCACUGCGAAGAGCGACUUGAAAAAAAUUAUUGCCGGUUUACCAGAAGAUCUUACUGCCACCUACAAGCGAUACCUGGCUUCUAUAGCAGUUGACCAUCAAUCCGUUGCUGCACGUUUCCUGAAACUACUCCUUGGAAGUUCUAGGCCCCUUCAUUUGGACGAGCUUAAUGUUGCAUUCACUAUGGAAGCCAAGCAUAUAACGGUCGAUGAUAUCUCGCAAGAUAUUCAAGGUGGGAUUGCACAUACUAUUCAGGCGAUCCUUGGACCUCUGAUUAGGGUAUCAGAGAUGCAAGUCUCCUUCGUCCACCAGACAGUCAAAGAGUUUCUUCUGACAGAGAGUGUCGAAGAGCUCACACUCCCUGCCUUGCGCACGGUAACCGACCAAGGCGCUGCUCUUUGUCUGGCUACUGCCUGCAUACAGUAUUUACUUCUUGAUGAUUUUCAAGUAGACUUUUUCACAGCGGAAAGCUCGUUCGCUGAGUCAUUACGGUCGUCUUCAAGAUGCCUUGGUGAGUUGCCGAUGGGUGAUUUCUGGGACGAUGACAGUCAUGACCUAGAUUCUGGUGCGCUCUACGGUGAGCCAGAUACGCAGCUUUCCGAUAUUUCUAGUUUGAUUUCUUCGGACUUCAAGUUUUAUAGUUAUGCUGCAUUACAUUGGGCAGAGCACUUUGCUGCUUGCGAGGAGCUCGUGCCAGAUCAUCUGCAAAGCGCAGCGAGAUCACUUCUGGACGCGGAUACUGCGUGCUGCCGCAACUGGCUACAUUUCUACCGCACAAAGCUCGCGGAUUCGACGGAUGACGAUGCAUUUGGCAAGGAUCCUGUCGUGCUAGCGGCGCAGUUCAACAUAACUACGGUGUUGAGAGAUUUGCUUGGCACGCACGAACCCUCGCAGGCCACAAAAGACCGUAGUCUCUACUGGGCUGCGCGACUUGGUCACAAUCAAGUUGUCACGGCACUGCUCCGCGUUGGUGCAGAUCCCAACUCUCAGGAGCUGGAAAGACAGACUGCUCUGACAUCUGCGUCGGAACAAGGGAAUCUCGCAUGUGUCGUUGCUUUGUUGGCGGAUCAGCGUGCCGACGUCAAUGCUGCAGGACGAGAGGGAAGGACAGCGCUCUCCUUUGCUUGUGGCGGCGGCUACGAUGACAUUGUUCGUGAAUUGCUGCAGCAUUCAAACUGCAAAGACGACGAGCCAGACUAUUCCGGGGCAACUCCUUUUUUCUGGGCUGCAGGCGGUGGACAUUUCACCACAGUCUCCAUCCUGGCCAGACGAGGCAGCGUCGAUACCAACCACAGAGAUAAGCGCGGGCGCACAGCCCUUUCAUGGGCUGCUGGAGAUGGCAUGGCCGACAUGUUGACAAAGCUGCUCAAGAUCCGCGGUGUCGGCGUCGAGCUCGCAGACAAAAAAGGAAGAUCGCCACUGUCCUGGGCCGCAGGCAACGGUCGGGUCGGUACGGUCGAGGUGCUUCUGAGGACUGCCGCAGUGGACAAAUCAAGUGUCGACAACGACAAGAGAUCGGCCAUAUCGUGGGCCAGCGCCGGCGGGCACUACGAGGUCCUUGUGCGGCUUCUCGACGCGGGAUGCCCGGGUGUAGAUGCCGAAGACAUCGAUGGGUGGACGCCUCUCAUGUGGGCCAUACAGACGGACGCGCCAGAUACUGUGCAGGCUCUCAUCGACAGCAACCAAGUGCAGCUUGAGCGCCGUGAUCGCGGUAGACGAACGGCGCUGGACUGGGCCCGUGCAUAUCGUCACACCAAUGUCAUCAAUGUGCUUCUGCGAGCAACGGGCCAUCUUCCCACCACCACUGUUGUUGGAUCCCAGCUUCCAUCGGGGCCCUCUUGA
Molecule: messenger RNA, 3258 nt
Organism: Akanthomyces muscarius
Lineage: Eukaryota; Fungi; Ascomycota; Sordariomycetes; Hypocreales; Cordycipitaceae
Exons: 6
Coding region: 1-3258 (1085 amino acids)
Molecular function (GO): protein binding
Source: RefSeq, a predicted model, not a curated record